This is a messenger RNA of Sardina pilchardus (European sardine), 1840 nucleotides long. Its product is annotated as E3 ubiquitin-protein ligase NRDP1. Bases 230 to 1186 code for a protein of 318 amino acids. Lineage: Eukaryota; Metazoa; Chordata; Actinopteri; Clupeiformes; Clupeidae. Gene Ontology annotation, biological process: protein ubiquitination. The transcript has 6 exons. The record is from RefSeq and is a predicted model, not a curated record. Gene Ontology annotation, molecular function: ubiquitin protein ligase activity; zinc ion binding.
AAUGAAAUGUCGAACAGAAGCAGUAGAAGAAGAAUACUCUCCAUCUACUAUCCGUGGCGGCCCUCAAUCUAUGGUGGUGGAGUAGUGUGUAACGAAAGUGGACUGUAAAUAGAUUGUUCCAUACGUGAUCUGGACGUCCAUUUAAGUUGCAAUGUAUUGAUACAAGACAGACCUUUAUCGCAAGAGAGUGCCAAGUCCCUUGCCUCUUGCUAGAUCCUGGUGAUGUGCCAUGGGGUAUGACGUUACCAGGUUUCAAGGGGAGGUGGAUGAGGAUCUGCUGUGUCCAAUCUGUAGUGGAGUGUUGGAGGAGCCUGUGCAGGCCCCUCACUGUGAGCAUGCCUUUUGUAAUGGCUGCAUCACACAGUGGUUUGCCCAGCAGCAGAUAUGUCCAGUCGACCGCACCGUGGUGACGCUUGCCCACUUGCGUCCGGUGCCGCGGAUCAUGCGAAACAUGCUGUCCAAGCUGCAGAUCACCUGCGAUAAUGCCAGCUUUGGCUGCACUGCAACGCUGCGUCUGGAUCAACUUCACUCACAUCUCAAGGACUGUGAGCACAAUCCAAAGAGACCAGUCACGUGUGAGGAGGGCUGUGGGCUAGAAAUGCCCAAAGAUGAAAUGUCGGGCCACAACUGCAUCAGACACUUGCGCAGUGUUGUGCAACAGCAACAGACCAAGAUUUCUGAGCUGGAGAAGACUGCUGCGGAGCACAAGCAUCAGUUGGCUGAACAGAAGCGGGACAUCCAGCUCCUGAAAGCAUACAUGAGGGCCAUUCGUAGUGCCAAUCCCAACCUGCAGAAUCUUGAGGAGAGCAUUGAGUACAAUGAGAUUUUAGAAUGGGUGAACUCUUUGCAACCGGCACGUGUGACCCGCUGGGGAGGCAUGAUUUCUACCCCAGAUGCCGUGCUCCAGGCCGUCAUCAAGCGCUCGCUCAUCGACAGUGGAUGCCCGCUCUCCAUCGUCAACGAUCUCAUUGAGAAUGCUCACGAACGCAACUGGCCACAGGGCCUGGCCACGCUGGAGACGAGGCAGAUGAACCGGCGUUACUAUGAGAACUAUGUAGCCAAACGCAUUCCCGGUAAACAGGCGGUGGUGGUGUUGGCCUGUGAGAACCAGCAUAUGGGAGAGGACAUGAUCCUGGAACCAGGGCUGGUCAUGAUUUUUGCCCAUGGAGUUGAGGAAAUUUUAUAAUUAUGAACUCAAGGUGCAAUGAAUCGAUGAUUUAUUGUGGAAAUUGAGUGACUUAUUUCUUUGAAGUAUCAAGGUAUGGUUCCUUUUUUAUUUUUUUUUCAUGAUGGCAUCUAUAAAAUGCCUCUAUCACAAAAUGAUGUUUUGUACCGCAGCAUUUUAUUGUCCCUAGGCUAAGACUUGAAAGCAGGAAAAGGAGGAGUCUGACAUUUAUCAAGGCCCCACCCACUUCAUAAGCUCUGGAGGAUACGUCCUCCCUUUGCCUUACAAGGACUUUCUUUCUGGGCCCCACUAGUUUGACCAAGUAUUCUGUACCAAAAUCUUGGUCUGUCACGGUAAUUGCGCUAUGGACUGAUUGUACAAUAUCAAACUAUCACUUUUGCAAACUUUGAUUGUGGUCUGACUGUUUAAUUUACAUUUACUUCAUCUGCUUCCAAGAUAUUUGUUGUGGAAUUGUGUUUAAGUGUUGUAUGAUAUUGCAACAGCAAGGCCUAAUUACACAUCUGUAGAUCCAGUCGUGUGCAUCUGUGUAUACUCCUUUUGCUGUUGUGAAGACAUCUCAGCAGCACAAACUGUGUCUCCCAUUAGGGUUUAAAAUAUGAUUUCUGUACCCUGCAAAUCUACAGCAAAAUAAAUAAAAAGAACUUUCUCGUUUUA